Molecule: messenger RNA, 684 nt
Organism: Neurospora tetraspora
Lineage: Eukaryota; Fungi; Ascomycota; Sordariomycetes; Sordariales; Sordariaceae
Exons: 2
Coding region: 1-684 (227 amino acids)
Source: RefSeq, a predicted model, not a curated record
AUGUCGUCCCCGUCUAGCAACUCGCGCCAAUCUCAAAUGCGCAAUAACCAACCUCCCUGCCUCCAGGCAUCCGCCGCAUCCAGAUCCCAAAGCAUCGCGGAGGAAGCAGCCAGGCUCACGGCCGUCACGAACCAAGUCAUCGCGACCUUCAAUCGUAACGAAGGAGCCAGGAUCCCCGCAGUUACGAACCAGGCCAUGGCGACCUUCGAUCCAAACAACUUCAUCGAAUCCAUGGACGCCGCCUUGAAUGCCAUGAGAGCUGUCGCCGGUGGUGAGCCUCACAGGGUAAGGAGAAUAAGGAGAAUCGCUCAUGAUAUUGCCAACGUGUAUGAGCGCAAUUCCCAUUUGUCCAGGGGGCGCCGCCACCCGCGCAAUCCCGAAAAUGGGAUUCCCAACCCACCGCCCCCGUACACGGCGCUACCAUCGAAGGGUGAAGUUACAAUCGAGAUGGCUUUACCUGAACCUGAAUACACCCCGCAUUACACUCCAUCCGGGCAAGGCCAGAAGAGAAAGCGGGAGGAGGAAGUUGAAAAUGAGGAGGACGAUGACGUCGAGGAGGAAUAUCACGGCUUCAUUAGAUCAUCCGCCCCAUCGCCUGAACCGACAGUUCCCCAAAGAGCCACCCGCUGUCCCGGUUUUGCCGUUGAAGACGACGGUGACGUGAGCGACGAGGCAGCAGCAUGA